Molecule: messenger RNA, 2317 nt
Organism: Elaeis guineensis (African oil palm)
Lineage: Eukaryota; Viridiplantae; Streptophyta; Magnoliopsida; Arecales; Arecaceae
Product: BTB/POZ domain and ankyrin repeat-containing protein NPR1
Biological process (GO): regulation of salicylic acid mediated signaling pathway; defense response to fungus; defense response to bacterium
Cellular component (GO): nucleus
Molecular function (GO): protein binding
Source: RefSeq, a predicted model, not a curated record
AAGAAGCCGGAAACCAAACAGCGCAGCGUCCUUCACGUCACCCAUCCCUACCACCGCCUCGUGACGACAUCCCUUGCGUCACCCCUAGACUUCAGCAUCUAAACGCGAUCAAAAGGUCCCGUCGCCAAAUUGCAUAUCUAAAGGGAUAGAUUGAUGUUGUUAGAGGGAUAGAUUGAUGUGUUUUUAGGGUUUUGGAUUGGAAGGAUGCUUUCUGAACGGCGGUUUGCGGAAAAGAUCGAUUAUUGGAAGCAUCGGAUGCGGCAAAAUGGGUUUUUUUUGGAUUGAAGUCGAGGUAUAGCUCGGAUCUCGGACCCUAACGAGAGCUUGGCAAUGGCAUUAUAGGUUUUUUUUUUUAAUAAUUUUCUUUUUAUUUUGUUGGGUUGCCACUGAGUCAUGGCGAAUCUGGCGGAACCCUCGUCUUCUCUGAGCUUCACCUCCUCUUCCAACCUGUCCAAUGGCUCCAGCGUCUACACCGCUCCUCCGCCGGCGCCGGCCGCUGAGGCGGGGGCCAGCCUCGAGGUCGUUAGCCUCGGCAAGCUGAGCUCCAAUCUCGAGCGCCUUCUCGCUGACUCCGAAUUCGACUACAGCGACGCCGAGAUCGUCGUCGAGGGCGCGCCGGUCGGCGUCCACCGAUGCAUUUUGGCGGCAAGGAGCCGGUUCUUCCUCGACCUCUUCUCCCGUGACGGCGGCCGAUGUCGGCCGGAGGGAGGGAAGCCAAGGUACCAGAUGAGUGAAUUGGUGCCUUGCGGCCGGGUCGGGCGUGAGGCCUUCAUGAACUUCUUGAGUUAUAUUUACACCGGGAAGCUGAAGCCAGCUCCGCCGGAGGUGUCGGUAUGUGUAGAUCCGAUGUGCGCUCAUGAUGCUUGCUGGCCUGCGGUCAAUUUCGUGGUGGAGUUGAUGAAUGCAUCGUCUGUGUUUCAGAUUCCAGAGAUGGUCUCUCUUUUACAGCGGCGCCUUCUCAACUUUGUUGAGAAGGCUUUUGUGGAAGAUGUAAUCCCUAUUCUCUUGGUUGCCUUCCACUCACAGCUUAGUCAGUUGCUCAGUCACUGUAUGAAAAGAGUGGCAAGAUCCGAUCUUGACAAUAUCUCUCUUCAGAAGGAGCUACCGCAAGAAGUUGCUGAGGAGAUUAAAUUGAUCCGCCACAAAGCCCAGACUGAUGAACCUAAUUCCUUGACUGUUGACCCUGUCCUUGAGAAAAGAAUAAGAAGAAUCCACAGGGCUCUGGAUUCUGAUGAUGUGGAACUUGUAAAGUUGCUUCUUAGCGAGUCAGAUACCACUUUAGAUGAUGCCAAUGCUCUACACUAUGCAGCUGCCUACUGUGAUUCCAAAGUUGUGGCAGAGUUGUUAGAAAUGGGGUCAGCUAAUGUGAAUCUAAGGAACAAUAGAGGAUAUACACCCCUCCAUGUGGCUGCCAUGCGAAAGGAGCCAGCUGUCAUUGUGUCUCUUCUCACCAAAGGAGCAUCUGCAUCAGAAACAACAGCUGAUGGGCAGAAUGCUGCUAUGAUCUGUAGGAGGCUAACCAGGGCCAAAGACUACAAUACAAACACUCAGCAGGGUCAAGAGUCAAAUAAAGACAGAAUAUGCAUCGAUAUUCUGGAGAGAGAGAUGAGGAGGAAUCCAAUGGCUGGUGAAGACUCAGUCACAUCACCAUUAUUGGGUGAUAACCUUCACAUGAAGCUUCUGUACCUGGAAAACAGAGUUGCGUUUGCAAGAUUAUUUUUCCCUACUGAAGCCAAGGUAGCCAUGGAAAUUGCACAAGCAGAGACAACAUCAGAAUUCAUGGGACUUUUGGCAUCAAGGAACUCAAGUAACCUGAGGGAGGUAGAUCUGAAUGAGACACCUAUAAUGCAAAACAAACGACUACGUUCGAGGGUUGAUGCCCUUGUUAAAACAGUGGAGCUGGGCAGGCGCUUUUUUCCACACUGUUCACAAGUGCUGGAUAAGUUUCUGGAAGAAGAUUUGCCUGAUCUGCUCUACCUCCAGAAGGGAACACCUGAUGAGCAAAAGAUCAAGAAGAUGCGCUACUGUGAGCUUAAAGAGGAUGUUCGGAAGGCUUUCAAGAAGGACAAGGCUGACAGUGCACGCUCAUGGCUGUCUUCUUCAUCAUCAUCAUCCUCGCCCAAGGGUCAUACAAGGCAUUCCAAGUCUGUAAGAUAAUGAAGUUGUAGAGUCCUUAUGGUACAUGUACCAUAGAUGUUCAGAAGAUAAAAAAGGCAUAUAUAUAUAUAUAUAUAUAUAUAUGCAAAAUAUUUUUGACAUGAGAGUGUUUUAUCUUUCUGAAAAUCUAAAUUAUCAGGAGUUUUUCCUGCUGCCAAAA